Messenger RNA from Papilio polytes (common Mormon), 2633 nucleotides. Its product is annotated as zinc finger protein 267-like. Gene Ontology annotation, cellular component: nucleus. Bases 106 to 1764 code for a protein of 552 amino acids. The record is from RefSeq and is a predicted model, not a curated record. Gene Ontology annotation, molecular function: zinc ion binding. Lineage: Eukaryota; Metazoa; Arthropoda; Insecta; Lepidoptera; Papilionidae. The transcript is spliced from 5 exons.
UUUCAGAAGUCGAUGUUUUUAUUAUUUUUAAGCAAAAUUUUCUUAUUUCCAUCAAGUUUACUAUGAUAUAUAGUAUUGUGUUAUUCUAAUUAACUAAACAACAAUAUGGAUGAUAGUACGGAUAUCAUGGUAGAGCCUCUACCAUUACUGGGCAUUUGUAACCUGUGUUUGCACGACGGAGUUGUACAAAGUAUGCUAAUAAAGUACGAACAUGACGGCGUAUCAGAAACAUACGUCGAAAUGCUGUUAAAAAGUUUCUGUAUCGAUGUACUAUCAGUAGAUCUGGAGGAUACAAAAAGACUUAUCUGCUUCUCCUGUAUUGAUGAGUUGCUGCAUUUCGUUAAGUUUAGAGAAAAGGUGGAGAACUCCUUGAAGUCUUUGGAAAAUGUAACAUUGCAAAAGCAAAAACUGCCGGGUGUAAAAGAGGAACUAGCAUUUGAAGAGCUUAUUAAAGAAGCUUGUGAUAAUGAUUCUGAUAAUCAAGUGGAUUCUUUAGAUGAUGUAUUUGAUGUUAAGCAGGAACUACAAGACCUGAUGCAUGAUGAAACAGAUGUUGAUAUGUUAAUAAAAGGUGAAGAUUCCGAUGAUUAUGUACCUAAACGUAGAAGAAAAACGUUGGCAAAUAAAAAAAAACUUUCAUAUACAUUAAAAAAAAACUCUGACACGACAGAAACUGAGGGUAUGCUGAAAUCGGGACUGUUCCCAUUCAAAAUAUACAAAGAUAGGACGUUCUCUUGCGUUAUAUGUCCUAAGAAAUCGACAAUUUUAGACGACAUAAAAGAACAUAUGUCGGAACAUUCGAUAUCCAAUUUGCAUAUAGCUUUUGAGAAAAUACGCUCAUCGAAGUUGCAAACAUUUUAUAAAUAUGAUAAUAAGUUACGAUGUAAGCUAUGCAAAAUUGAUAUAUCAAAUUAUAACGAGUUAAGACAGCAUAUAGAUUUAUGUACAAAAUUAAAAAUAAACAAAUGGAGUAACUUACCUUUCAAGUUGGAAAAAGAUCAACUUGACUGUCCGAUAUGUAAAAAGAGAUUUCUAAAUUUCGUCAACUUAAACACACAUAUGAAUGUUCAUUACCCGAAUCAUAUUUGCGAGAAUUGUGGAAAAAGUUUUGCAUCCCAAGCUAGAUUACGCGGUCAUAUGAGGACACAUGAAUACGGUGAUUUCCCUUGUAGAUACUGCGAUGCAGUUUUCGAUAGAGUAACAAAAAGAGAAAAUCACGUAUCAAAAGAACAUAAAUCGGGUUUAAGAUAUGCAUGCAAACGUUGUAAUAUAUCUUUGUCAUCAUUUUAUACGAGACAGAAACAUUUAGCUGAAGUACAUAAUGAGGAAUUAAAAAGAUAUAAGUGUAAAGCAUGUACUCAAAGUUAUAUAACACCUGGACACUUAUCGAGUCAUGUAAGAAGGGACCAUUUGAACGAAAGGAAUCACAAAUGCGACAAAUGUGAUUUGGCUUUUUACACAAAGAAUGCGUUAAAAAUGCAUAUGAUAAAACACGAUGGUGAACGGAUUCAUGUGUGUCAUAUAUGUCAAAAAUCAUAUCAGAGGUUGAAAACAUUGAGAGAACAUAUGAGAAUACAUAAUAAUGAUAAAAGAUUUAUCUGUCCUGUAUGUGGACGGGCUUUUACACAGAAAUGUACAUUAAAGGGGCAUUUGAAAGUACAUGAUAGGAAAGUAGAUGGGGAUGUAAGAAUGGAUGACUCGUUAUGUACAAAUCGUGCUGUUGUUAUAUGUAGAAUAGAAGCUCCAACUAAUUUGAAUACAUAAAUAAAUAAUUUACUAACUUAUUAAAACUUUCGUGAGACAUUAUACUAUAAUAAAUUAUAACACGGCUAAACUCUUAAUAACUUAAUCACCACGUCAGUUUCGAGCUCGUCUUCGCCGACGGACAUAGUGAAUAGGGUACCCCCUGCGCCCCCCGCACCCCCUGCGCCCCCCGCACCCCCUGCGCCCACCGCACCCCCCGCGCCCCCCGCACUGUCGAAACGCGUGAUGCGGGCGAAGGCCGAGGGCACACAGUGACCGUCGCGACGUGAUAGCGAGUAUACCCGAUUAAUCACUCACCCUGAAGAAGGACCCCCAACUGUCGAAACUGUCGGUGCCUACACCGAAUGUUAUCACGUGAGUUUAGCCGUGUUAUAAUUUAUAUAAUUUACUAACUGUUUAAUGAUUUUGAAUGAAAUUGGAUGAUGCACAAAAGAUAUAAAAUUCUUCCAGCUUAUUUUAAAAAUAAUAUGUGUUCCAAAGAUGUUUAAAUGAUAGAUGAGGCAGUAAAUAUUUCUCACCGGUACUUUACAGUGGUAGUGCCCGCUUUAAAAUGUUAGCACUGCAGGGCUCGCCCCCAGUAAUACCAUGACCACACAGAAAACAGGCGUCAAAUGGUAGCAAUUUCGUGUUUCGUCAGAUGAGUGGUGCCGGAGGCCUAUUUUAAGUCCCUUUGUCUUCUCCACCCUUUACUUAAAAGUUUCAACUAUGCCUCCUCUAUAUAUCUGAAUCUCUUUGAUAUGUUCACUUUAAUCCAAAUGUUGUUGACGUCUAUUUAUGUGAUUUCGAAUAUCGAUUGUAAUAUUAUGUCGAGUAUUUUUUUUUACGGGAUUUGUGUGCAAAUAUCAUAAAUUAUUUUUAUUUUUAGAUAA